Wallemia mellicola CBS 633.66 is the source of this 1334-nucleotide messenger RNA. Its product is annotated as clathrin adaptor, mu subunit. Gene Ontology annotation, cellular component: clathrin adaptor complex; cytoplasmic vesicle. The coding region runs from base 12 to 1271 and encodes 419 amino acids. Lineage: Eukaryota; Fungi; Basidiomycota; Wallemiomycetes; Wallemiales; Wallemiaceae. Gene Ontology annotation, biological process: intracellular protein transport; endocytosis. The record is from RefSeq and is a predicted model, not a curated record. The transcript has 10 exons.
GAGCUGCUAUCAUGAUUGAUGGAUUGAUUGUCUUGAAUAAGGAUGGCAAUACUCUAUUGCAUUCGAGCUUCAAGCAGCCGAGUUACUACCCAGCUAUACAUGUAGACCAUUAUAAUGAGAAUCAACCAGAGGAGCCAGUUUAUUUAGUAGAUACGCCACCAGAAGGUUCAUUUGGUAGUUUUAUGAAGAUUAAUGAUCUGAUACUUCUCUGUCCGUUCAGCAAAGAUGUCGAUAUUGCAAUACCAAUAGCAUUCAUGAAGGCAUUUAUUGGUGUACUACUUGAUUACUUUGGAAAGCUAAACGAGGGCGUGGUUCGGGAGAACUUCGAUAUCAUUUACCAGCUCAUGGAGGAAAUUCUCGAUAAUGGUUUCCCAGUCACAACAGAGACAGCCGUUCUCAGCGAUAUCGUUGUCCCGCCUUCAACACUAUCUAAACUCAUGUCAUCAGCUGGUAUGAACGUUAACAGUCAGUCGAACGUCAGACCAUACGCUUCGCCUAUCACUUGGAGAAAGGCUGGCGUGAAACAUAUUAACAAUGAGAUAUUUUUCAACAUUAUUGAACAGAUUGAUGCAAUCGUCGACAGAUCUGGUGCUAUCAUCACAGCAGAGCUGAAUGGGCGUUUGGAAUGCGAUUCGAGAUUAUCGGGUACACCUGAUAUUUUAUUGACUCUCAAAAAUUCACGACUGAUUGAAGAUUCCUCCCAACAUCCUUGCAUUAGAUACCAUCGUUGGCUCAAAGAACGCAUACUUUCAUUUGUACCCCCUGACGGUCGUUUCAGGCUUCUGUCGUAUACACCAGAGACAAAAGCCCGUUUACCGAUAACAAGCAAGUGUUCCAUGAAGGUCUCAUCGAAUGAGGGACAUUUCGAAGUCACACUAGCAAAUACCGUAGGCAAGACAAUUGAAGGUGUAGAAGUACAAAUUUUCCUUGGGCAUGGUGCUACAUCAGCACAAGGGGAGUCUAAGAAGAGGAAUUCACCAGUUGGUAGUAAAGGCACAAGUUUAUGCCAAUUCGAUCAAACUACGAAGGUGUUUAAAUGGUCGAUAUCUCAUAUAGAACCAAACACAAUACAUAAUCUAUCAACAAAUUUCAAAUCAAGUGAAGAAUCACCACGACCUGAUACUGCCUUUGGUGUUAAAUUUAGAAUACCACAACACUCAGCUACAGGUAUCCAAAUUGAAGGUGUGAAAAUAGCCGGUGAGGCUGGCUAUAAACCCUACAAGGGAUUCAAAGGUGAGCUAAAAAGUGGAAGCUAUGAAAUACGCUGGUGAAAACAGCUUAAAUUAUAGAUAUUGUAUUAUUGCAUAAGAUUUUCUCAAAAAGAGCUAAUCAAA